Messenger RNA from Colletotrichum chrysophilum, 648 nucleotides. RefSeq lists its product as uncharacterized. The transcript has a single exon. NCBI's taxonomy places the organism in Eukaryota, Fungi, Ascomycota, Sordariomycetes, Glomerellales, Glomerellaceae. Bases 1 to 648 code for a protein of 215 amino acids. The record is from RefSeq and is a predicted model, not a curated record.
AUGAAAGGAAGACCUCCCACAGAUUGGCGCCUCAAUGGCAUGGGGAACGAGCACAUCGUGGCAACUUCGCUGGUGUAUUUUGACAGCGUCAACACAACCGAGACAUCUGGUGCUAUUUCUUUCCGGGUCGAGGCAGACCUAGACGCAGACGCACAUGUCUACACGCGAAGAGAUCUUGCACCACUCGCGGGGAUCUAUGGUCUUGCUGAUCCUGGUCAACUCCAUAGCGACAGUGAGGAACCCAACGCGCUGCAGGAGCUCGGCACCAUCGUCGCCCUCGAUGGCCGACUGGUGGCUUAUCCCAACACCUUGCAGCACCGUGUAGAGGCGUAUGAGCUGCUGGACCGCUCGCGUCCGGGCCGCCGGCGUUGCUUGACGAUGCAUCUUGUCGAUCCCCACUACCGCAUUUGCUCUACGCGCAAUGUGCCGCCGCAACAGCACGAAUGGUGGGUGGAGGAGGGACCGGCAAAGAUCGACUGGGCAGGUCAUCACGUCCCGCAGGAGAUCAUCAAUCGGAUCAUGACGGAGGUCGGAGAGUGGCCUAUGGGCAUGGAAGAGGCGACGAGGGUGAGAGAUGAAGUCAUUGGUGAGCAUCUGGCCGGCAUGGAGGCAGUGCAGGGUAGGGUAAUGCGAUAUCAAUUUGAUUAG